Messenger RNA from Nezara viridula (southern green stink bug), 483 nucleotides. The record is from the annotation of a GenBank genome assembly. Lineage: Eukaryota; Metazoa; Arthropoda; Insecta; Hemiptera; Pentatomidae.
AUGAAGAAGACACGAUUUGAAGUUGAUAAGCAAAAGUCUGAAGUUAAAUUAGGAGCUAACCCACCAAAAAUUGGCGGAUGGGUCACUAUGACUACUGCUAACUUAGAAACAGCAAGACCAGAUUCGCUGCUGUUCCUCUGGGAGUAUUUCAAACUUCUACCACUUGAGACCUUUUGUCCAUUCAUCCUCGUAGAAGACGAGCUCCAGAGGGAUCCCCGGCUAUUUCUCGAAUCGAGAUUUCUCGAUUUUCCUCCAUGCUGGAGGAGUAGUGCACUUCAGUAUACCCAGCUUUACUCCCUUCUAAAUGGUUCCCGUAGCCGAUACGCUGUGUACUGGUAUCUUCUUCCUGUUAUACCGGAGAUCUCCUGGAUCCGUAGGAAGGACUAUAAUCUGCUCACGGUUGGAGCUGCAACAUACGCAGGUGAUGAAAGAUUCCAGACCGUGCACACUUACAACUCAAACGUGAGUACAUUAUAUUGUUGA